UGCGCAGGGCGAAUCAUCUUCGUUACUAAAAGAGAGAGAGAGAGAGAGAGGGAGACAUAUUAUAUGCUGUAGUCUACAGUAGCCAAAUUACACCCGGAAAGUCUCACCACCAAGGCCAUGGAGUCGAGUUGGAUCGCCGUGGUCUGUGUGCUCCUACUCGGUUUGAUGCAGAGCAGCCUCGGAGCGGAGCAGCGGGUCAUCCCUCCAGAGAAUCUCAUGGUAAUAACAGUAGCUACAGAGGACACUGAUGGCUUCACCCGCUUUAUGAGAACCAGCAAAGAGUUCAACUAUACUGUUAAGGUGCUGGGUCUAGGUGAACAGUGGAAGGGAGGAGACGUUGCUCGUACUGUAGGAGGAGGUCAGAAAGUUCGCUGGCUGAAGACAGAACUCCUCAAACACUCUGCCAAGAAGGACAUGGUCAUUAUGUUUGUGGACAGUUAUGAUGUAAUCCUAGCCAGUGGUCCAGAAGAGUUGCUGUGGAAGUUUUCCAGACUGGGUCAUCGGCUGGUGUUCUCUGCCGAGGGCUUCUGUUGGCCUGACCAGAAACUAGCCCCCAAAUACCCCCCUGUCCACACCGGGAAGAGAUACCUCAACUCUGGAGGGUUUAUAGGGUAUGCUCCAGAGCUCAGUGAGAUUGUUCAACAGUGGAAACAUAAAGACAACGAUGAUGACCAACUCUUCUACACUAAGAUCUACCUGGACAAAGUACAACGGACCAAGUACAACAUGACUCUGGACCAUCGCUCUAGAAUCUUCCAGAACCUCAACGGAGCCAUCGAGGAGGUGGUGCUGAAGUUUGAGAAGGCUCGUGUCCGUGCGAGGAACGUGGCCUAUGACACACUUCCUGUUAUUAUCCAUGGCAACGGACCCACCAAGCUCCAGUUGAACUACCUGGGUAACUAUGUCCCGACUGCCUGGACUCACGAGACCGGCUGUGGGAUCUGUGACGACGACCUGAUAUACCUCACCGACACGCCUGAUGAAGACAUGCCCCUGGUGUAUGUGUCUGUGUUCAUCGUUCAGCCGACUCCCUUCCUGGAAGAGUUUCUGGAGAGACUGACCACCCUCAACUACCCAACCAGCCGCAUCAGACUGUUUAUACACAACAACGUGGUGUAUCAUGAGCAGAACAUUCAGCGCUUCUGGGAGAAGCAUCGUGUUCUCUUCCCUGACGCCAGGCUGGUCGGACCGGAGGAGAACCUACAACAGGACCAGGCUAGAACCAUGGCUGUGGAGGCGUGUAAGAAGGACAGUCAGUGUGAUUACUACUUCAGUAUCGAUGCUGAUGUUGUCAUCGUCAACCCUGAUGUUCUCCGUAUCCUUAUAGAAGAGAACAAGUCAGUGAUAGCCCCCAUGUUGUCCAGACAUGGCAAACUGUGGUCUAAUUUCUGGGGAGCCCUGAGUCCUGAGGGGUUCUACUCUCGAUCUGAAGACUACAUCGAUAUUGUACAGGGCAAGAGGGUGGUCUGCUGGAACGUCCCCUAUAUAACUCAGGUCUACAUGAUAUAUGUAAUCUUAUAUAUGCUAUAUUAUGAUAUGGACCCGGAUAUGGUGUUCUGCUGGGCCGUACGAGACCAGGGAGUGUUUAUGUUUGUGUCUAAUCGUGAUGAGUUUGGUCGUCUGGUCUCCUCCUCCAACUACAACACCAGCAGACUUCAUCCGGACAUGUGGCAGAUCUUUGACAACCCUCUGGACUGGAAGGAGAAGUAUAUCCAUGAAAACUACUCUAAGAUCUUUGAAGACAACCAGACCAUCGUGGAGCAGCCAUGUCCUGAUGUGUACUGGUUCCCAUCCUUUACAGACAGGAUGUGUGAUGAUCUGGUGGAAACCAUGGAAGACUUUGGAGAAUGGAGUGGAGGAAGACAUACGGAUGAGCGUCUUGCAGGGGGCUAUGAGAACGUCCCUACAGUAGAUAUUCAUAUGAACCAGAUUGGCUUUGAGAAGGAGUGGCUCAAGUUCCUAAAAGAAUACAUCAGCCCUGUUACUGAGAAACUUUACCCAGGCUACUUCCCCAAGGCCCAGGCGGUGAUGAAUUUUGUAGUCCGGUAUCGUCCAGAUGAACAGCCGUCUCUCCGUCCGCAUCACGACUCCUCCACCUUCACCAUCAACGUAGCACUCAACAGCAAGGGAGUGGAUUACCAGGGUGGAGGGUGCCGGUUCCUUCGCUAUGACUGUAAUGUGGAAGCACCUCGUAAAGGAUGGUCUUUCAUGCACCCAGGCAGACUGACUCACUACCACGAGGGCCUGCCUACAACCAGCGGGACUAGAUACAUCAUGGUUUCCUUCGUUGACCCCUAAACCCUGACCUCUAACCCCUGAACACACCACCCAGGUGACUAGAUACAUUAUGGCAUCCUUCAUAGACCCAUAGACACUGGUGGCGCGUGUGUGUGCGUGUGUGUGUGUGUGUGUGUGUGUGUGUCAGUCAGUCAGUCAGUCACAUAGCAGAUGGGUCUUCUCGUUGCCGUAGUAACACAAACCACUGAGUUUCAUAGCAACCAGUUGAGCGACUUGAAUCAUGAUCAGAUCAGGCCAAUCAGCCGCAGAGAGGUCAGUCUGAUGAAACCUCACCAUGCUGCCUUUGAAAUGUACAUGUCAGUCAUUUAGUAGAUGUUCUUAUCCAGAGGGACUUACAGUCAGGACAUUCAUCUUCAGAUAGCUAGGUGGACCGGUCAUAGUCAGUACAUUCAUCUGCAGAUAGCUAGGUGGACCAGUCAUAGUCAGGACAUUCAUCUGCAGAUAGCUAGGUGGACCAGUCAUAGUCAGGACAUUCAUCUUCAGAUAGCUAGGUGGGACAACCACAUAUCACACUCGUAGUCAGUGUAGUUCUUUCUCAAUAUGCUUCCUCAUUUUUCUUCGACCCCUGACCUCUGUAGCUAGCUGUGUGUGUUUGGUGUGUGUGUGUGUUAAUUUAAGUGUUUGAUGUAACGGCAGGCUGAUGUGGGUGUCAUGUUACAGCGUUGCUAUAGUAACCAGCCUCUCCCUGUGAGUGGAGAAAAGAUGAUUGACACUCCUAAGAGAGAAAACUGAACUUUCUGAUAGAAAUACCAUGAAUAGAUCAUCUGAGCUGUUCUACAUGAUAGAAACUCUAAUCAAUAGAUCUGAAAAACACUCCACAAGACGUAGUUCUAUAAUAUCAUGAGUAGAUCGGAACUGUCUGUUCUACAUGAUCUGUUUCUAUGUGCUGUCUGUUCUACAUGAUCUGUGUCUAUGCGGUUGUUUUUGAAGGUAAUGUAUAGUUUUAUAUUUCAGAAACCAACACGACCUUGGUCUUCAGAGGUCUGUCAGAAACAUGUAUUUUAUCAUUGCGUUUUAAACUACUGCUUCAGACUGAGGCCCAAAUGUUGCAACUUAAAUCUGGUGUUUUUUAUUGGUAUAUUUUUGUGAUUGUUUUCUAGUGUUCUGGUCCCAUGUUGGCAAUCAAAGUGUGUCUGUCCAUCUGACAUGCUUCUAUCGAGCUUUGUACAAAAUGCCCUAAAUUAUUUGUUAUGAUUGAGAAAUAAAGUUUCACAUUUUAAUAAAUAAUUAGUUCUAUA
Oncorhynchus keta (chum salmon) is the source of this 3536-nucleotide messenger RNA. RefSeq names its product procollagen-lysine, 2-oxoglutarate 5-dioxygenase 3 (gene plod3). The coding region runs from base 118 to 2298 and encodes 726 amino acids. Gene Ontology annotation, cellular component: endoplasmic reticulum. The record is from RefSeq and is a predicted model, not a curated record. Gene Ontology annotation, biological process: peptidyl-lysine hydroxylation. The transcript is spliced from 18 exons. Lineage: Eukaryota; Metazoa; Chordata; Actinopteri; Salmoniformes; Salmonidae. Gene Ontology annotation, molecular function: procollagen glucosyltransferase activity; L-ascorbic acid binding; iron ion binding.